This is a messenger RNA of Teleopsis dalmanni, 828 nucleotides long. RefSeq lists its product as uncharacterized. The record is from RefSeq and is a predicted model, not a curated record. NCBI's taxonomy places the organism in Eukaryota, Metazoa, Arthropoda, Insecta, Diptera, Diopsidae. The transcript is spliced from 5 exons. Bases 178 to 828 code for a protein of 216 amino acids.
AGUGAAGUUUCUGUAAACAACAAAACCAUCGAGCUUUUUUAGUGUAAACAUUGUAAGUGCGGAACAAUGCCACAAUGCUGAAGUGCAGAGUGAAAAUAUAAAGGAGCGAUAUUUUCCGAAGCCAGAACAACAUACAAAGUUAUCAGAUUCUAACGACUUGGGAUACCUUACAUCAAAAUGUUUGUUGCCGUGGAUAACACAAACACCUUCUUCUCAGAUAAUCCAUAUUAUUUUUACAAUGACAACAAAUCGCCGCGUACUCCAGACUCACAGAGCUCUAGUAAAGGAUUUUCCAUAUUUAAAAGACGUAAUUCAAAGGGAAACAGUCCAAGAGUUGUGCUGCCAGAGCAAUUGCGUCUAAUAACAUCAGCUAAUCUUGAUUCUGCUGCAACAAUUGCAUUAGGUAGCCCGCGCGGUAGUUUUGGUUCAUUAAGCGCUUUCAGUCAUCAAACAUUUGAAUUGCAACCAUUGGUGCAUCCACGUCAACGUUCAUCGAACUCACAUUCAGAAUCAUUUCGCGAACGUUUGGGUUCAUAUAAUGAAUCCUCCGCAUGUACGGAAAACGAUGGCAUCUUUAAUGUAUCGCCAGCAAGCAAACAUCAUCAUCAUACAUUACCAAGCAGUGGCAUACGUCGUCACUCGUUUGGCAAUUGGCGGCAAAAUAGUGAACGCCAUUUGCAACACAAAAAUGCUGCGCUUACAACACCGGAUGAAGUGCCAAAUAUGAUGGCUCCAAGGCCACCAGUAAUAUCACCAAAUAAAUAUCGUGGCUUACAUAGGAGAAGGGAAUAUGCAGUAUCACCAACAAAUCAAAACUAUUUAAUAUAA